CUCCCAUCACAUGAAGAUCGGAUCAAAGAGAGACUGCGCCUGCUCCCCCUAGCCACGUCGUCAUUGCUCUCUCUUCUUUUCUUUUCUUCUCUUUUUCUUCUCCCUGUCAUCGCUUGUUUUCUCGGGAUAUCGAUUCAAUUGUAUUUGGGCUGCUGAAUUCAUGGUGCCUUUGAACGUGCUUCAAACCCUGUCUCAUGAUGCUCUCCCCGUACCCAAUCGAUGCACUGCUCCCCAUUCGGGCCUAGUGCAGAUCUCUCGGCAACGCCCCAAUCUCAUCUCAACCACGAUCCCUUUCAUCCCCGCCAUCCUCACCCACCACUCCCCCAUGCAUUCCUCAAUCUUGACAGCAAGUCGGUCCCUUUUUUCCCCUCAUUUUUCGUGCCUGAUCCAUCCCUGAUCGCCUCUCGGUCCGCUUCCCAUCCCCUUUUUCUCGUCAUCCUUUUCUUGUCCCCCUUUCCAAACAAAUUCCAUCAUGCCUCCCCGCGUCCUGACCCCGCCGCCGCCGCCGCCGACAUCUUUUCGUGAAUCCUCGUCAGCACCUCAGUGUACUUGCUGUACCCCGGGAAAUCCACCCCCUGACAGUCCCGCCUCAUCUUGACUGCGCUGGCCGCAUACUCCAACCCGUGCUGCCAGUCUCCCGUCCGCUCACACAGCAUCGCCAGCUCCAACAGCAGAUGCGCCAAUCGCGUCGUGUACUCGCCCUCCUGCUUGCACAGCAUCACCAGUUGCAGCAUCUGGCUCGUCACAACCGUGUUCCUGACGUCCAGGUUAUGACCCCGGUACGGCUUAAUCGUGUUCUGCAGCUCGUCGAUGCGAAACCGCCGGUCCGCGCUCUCGCUGCUCGUGCACGCUGGACACUCGCACCGGAAGCCGUAGUGGUCGAGUAGCCACAUCCGCAGCGCCAUGUCGCCCGUCAUACCGAUGUACGUUACGGUGAUCUCCUCGCCUUUGCGAAUGUUCCGAGUGGCGUGAAUAACCUCCCGCUUGAGCUCCGGGUGCCAGCUGAAGUUUGCGUUGGGCACGCACGAAUGGUUGAAGCGCGCCGCGUUGGGGAAGACAGCUGCUCCGUUGUUCCACUCCAUGCAGUUGAUCUGGAAAAUGCGGCAUGCCGAUGGGUUGGCUGCGGUGCCGCCCCAAUCGUCUUGCUCGCCGUCGGGGGAGAGACCUGUCGUGAGAGACAUGUAAAGUUCCUUCUGCUCUGGCGUGAGCUCCUGAAAAGCGUCUUCGACAUCGUCAUAUGAGUAGUUGCCGUUGGGUAUAGUGAGUAGAGGCUCGUCGACGAGGAUGCGCGUCCCGCAGCUGAUGUCUUGCUUGGCGACGCAGCCGUAACCCUUGCCGGGAAUUUGGCGGGCUUCAAAGUACUCGUUGUCUUUGCAAACACCUUCUGUUAGCGGGCAGUCUCUCAGGUGGGUGGGUGUGUUUAUA
Molecule: messenger RNA, 1425 nt
Organism: Periconia digitata
Lineage: Eukaryota; Fungi; Ascomycota; Dothideomycetes; Pleosporales; Periconiaceae
Source: the annotation of a GenBank genome assembly